Messenger RNA from Nomia melanderi (Alkali bee), 3108 nucleotides. RefSeq names its product YTH domain-containing family protein (gene Ythdf). Gene Ontology annotation, cellular component: cytoplasm. The record is from RefSeq and is a predicted model, not a curated record. Gene Ontology annotation, biological process: mRNA destabilization. Gene Ontology annotation, molecular function: mRNA binding; N6-methyladenosine-containing RNA reader activity. NCBI's taxonomy places the organism in Eukaryota, Metazoa, Arthropoda, Insecta, Hymenoptera, Halictidae.
GUUAAUACAUACGAGAGGUCAGUGCACGUCACGUAGUUAUUAUUCGGAGUUGAGAAUUUUGUGCAAAUUUAUCAAUCCCGAGGUGUAACAAGAAAGAUUUCCUGAGACUCUCUCGCGGUAAGACAUUGCGAGAAAAUACGCGGAGGUCUCAGGUAUUGCAGAUUGAAAAUUGAAGACUUCUACACAGAAGAAGUGUUCGCGUACUUGAGUGGUAUAACGCUGUUGUAUGUAAUCGUGGUAUUGCUUUUGAAAACUUUAUUUUGUUAAAAUACAGGCGUCUCUUUGGCGUCUGUAAAGGGCAGACAGAGUGUGUGACAGGUUAUGUCAACUGGAUUGGCAGGUGCUGUUUCAAAUCAGCGGAUGAAAGGACAAACCAACAGUCAAGUGAGCAAUGGUCCUAAAGAACACCAGCAACAACCACAGACAGAACAUGCUGGUGGAGAAGAUACUGGAUUCGAUUCAUGGAGAGGAGGCAACAAUACGCAUCAUUCAAGUUAUCCAAUUGGUACUGGUGACCCAUAUAGUACUUACUAUGCAGGUACAUCGUUCCCUUAUCAAACAUUUGGUGCCGGGGAUGGUACAUGGUCAAACGGAACAGAUCCAGUUACAUUUCUUUCCGGAUAUGGAGGUCAAAUAGGUCAUGAUGCAUAUAGUAUGGAUGGAAUGUUCUCUGCUAGCGCAGGAGGUGGUUUUAGUACAUUUGGUCAACCUGCUUUCAAUUAUUUUCAUGGAAAUGGCGAUUUUAGUGCUUGGGGCACUCCAAGGAAAACACGCUAUGAAGAUUACUAUCAGGCACCACGUGGAAAUGAAAAUUAUCCGACACCUAGCAAUACCGAAAUUAAGACUAUUGAGCAGAGUGUACAAGGCUUGUCUUUAGGAAGUGGAGAAGUUCCACGACAAGAACAGCAAACUACAUCUAAUCAACAGAUAAAACCAGAGGCAAAAGAACCUAGGAAGAUAACAUGGGCCAGUGUUGCGAGCCAACCUGCCAAGCCAGUACCUCCCCUUUCAUCUUCCCAAGGAAUGAGAAAGAAGGCUGGUAUGCCUCCACCACCUAUUGUGCCUGGAAAGCAUAAUAUGGAUAUUGGAACAUGGGGUGAAGGUAAAUCAUCUGCUCCUCCUCCAACAGCACCACCGCCACCACAGGUACAACCUCCUGUUCCACCACCUCCACCAUUAGUUCAAAGACAAAGACCUCCACCUCCACCAUGUUGGAAUAGACAGCCUACAACACCUCCAUCACCUCCACAAUCACAGAUUCAUAUGCCACAACAACAACAGCAUCAACAACAACAGCAUCAACAACAACAGCAUCAACAUCAACAACAGCAACAUCAGCAGCAGCAACAGCAACAACAACAACAGCAACAUCAACAACAUCCACCACAACACCCACAACAGCAUCAACAGCAACAGCAAUUACAACAGCAACAGCAGCAGCAGCAGCAGCAACAGCAGCAGCAACAGCAGCAGCAGCAGCAGCAGCAGCAGCAGCAGCAGCAGCAGCAACAGCAGCAGCAGCAGCAGCAGCAACAGAUUGUACAAUCACAAUCUCAUCCUGUUUUGGAUGAAUUGAAAGUGAAAAAUGAUUAUAAUCCUGUAGAAUUUGAUCAAACCGCUCCUGGAGCUAGGUUUUUUGUUAUUAAAUCUUAUUCUGAAGAUGAUAUUCAUAGAUCCAUUAAAUAUGAAAUUUGGUGUAGUACCGAGCAUGGUAACAAAAGAUUAGAUCAAGCGUAUAGAGAAGCCAGUCGUGAAGGUGCACCUUUAUAUUUAUUCUUUUCUGUGAAUGGAUCUGGCCAUUUUUGUGGCAUGGCACAAAUGGUGUCACCUGUUGAUUACCAGAGUAAUAGCUCUGUUUGGUCUCAAGAUAAAUGGAAAGGUCAAUUUCGUGUACGUUGGAUUUAUGUAAAGGAUGUUCCUAAUGUGCAACUUCGUCACAUUAAAUUAGAAAAUAAUGAGAAUAAACCAGUAACAAACUCAAGGGAUGCACAAGAAGUCCCUCAUGCGAAAGGAGUGACAGUGUUACGUAUAUUGCAUACUUAUCGACAUUCGACUAGCAUCUUUGAUGACUUUGGACAUUACGAACGUAAGCAGGCAGAAGAAGAUCAGCGUAAAGCACCAUCAAAUGCUAUACAGCAUCAUCACUCUUCUAAUCAUAGAAACAGAGGACAUUCUGAUAUGCCAAGAGAUCAUCAUCUGCAUCAACCACACUUGCAUCAUCAACGCAAAGACCGUGAUGGUGGUCGUGGUAGAGGUAGAGGAGGUUCACGCCAGUAGCGGUGGAUACAACAAAAAUAUACUACUAUUCAUGAUAGUAAUCAUCAUAAAGGAAGCACGCUGCGACUAAUUAUCGUCAUACUACUUACCUUUGCUUUCGUGAAUACACAAAGGGCUUCUAAUUCCUGUGACCGAACUCUCACCAUUGAGACUAUCUCCUUCUGUUAAAUAAUCAACUUGUAUGAUAAUUAGCGUCGCGUCGGCAUCAUAAAUAUUAUCUAAUCAUAACUACUAUGAAGAGGAACGUAAUUCACUUUCACGGGAUAUCGAGUUAAACUUGCUGACAGUUAAGCAUAUAGUGUGGUGUUGCGUGCUAUUCGUCGAAAAGGUGUUUCUUAAACGUACAAAUUAAAAAUGAAAGAAAAAAAUGAAAUAUGGAAGAAGAAAAACUGUAAUAUGUGGACUAACCCUUGUAAAAUGCUUAAACUUUUGUUGAUAAUGAAAAAAAUCUAUGCGAGAACAAUAUUGUAAGCAAGUGUCAUUUAAAUCAAUUACCAUUUUAAACUUCGAUGGACAUAUAACCUGGUGCCUGUGGCUGAAAGGACUCUCACCUUUCUUUGUUAAAAAGGUGCAAGGGCUUAUUACAACAUUUUAAGUUUAUUUGUAACAAUUAUGCUUGAUCAUUGGAUAAUAAUAGAAAUUAUUGUCACCUGAUUAUUUUAUGCAUAUUCUAUAUCUAUUGCAAAUUAUAUAUAUAUUACCUAUUAUUAUAUUAUUCAUGGACUGCAAAAACGAUCUAAAACAAUAUAUAAUGAAAAGAAUAUGAUAUUACAGUUACUCUAUAGUAACAUAUAUGAUGAUGAAUAUUAUUCUAUUUGAUGAAAAUUUCAA